CACGGUGGUUCGCACUUGGGAAAAAGGAAAACUCCCUCUUUCACCAUGAAAAAGACACAAGAAAGUAACCCUAAUCUGAUUGAAGAGAUACAGUGAUGAAUGCAAGAGGUUCCUUUAGAUACAAAGAGCAGAGAGGAAGGAAUUUUUCACAUCUUAUACUUCUAGUGAUUUUGGGGUAUUGAAGAUGGGUGAUGAUGGCCAAAUUAAGGUGAUUGAUAUGGGAACAGUUUGCUUGCAAACCAACAAUGGCACAAAGUUGGCCCUUAAGGAUGUCAAGCAUGCACUUGAUAUCCGACUCAAUUUAAUUUCUGGGGAAAAGCUGGAUGAUGCUGGUUAUUGCAGUUUUUUUAGUGAUGGGCAGUGGAAACUCACUAAAGGUUCCCUUGUUGUAGCUCGAGGCUCCAAGUCUUCCAACUUGUAUUUGAUGCAGAGUUCCAUUGCUGAUGACUCUAUUAAUGUAGAAGCAAAGUUGGAACAAUGUGUUCAUUGCUUGGCUGGGAGACAAAAAAGAGUUUCUUUCAAAAACCAUCCUCCUUUAAGAAAGCCAGAUUUGCUAGAGCUUGUGCAUUUUGAUGUGUGUGGACCUUUGAAGACCAAAGAUCAGGUUCUUGAUGUAUUUAAGCAAUUUCAAGCCUUGGUUGAAAGACAAAUAGGCAAGAAAUUGAAGUGCAUUCGUACAGACAAUGGUGGUGAAUAUUCUGAACUGUUUGAUAACUAUUGCAAGGAGCAAGGUAUUAGGCAUCAAAAAACUCCUCCCAAGACUCCUCAGUUGAAUGGCUUAGCCGAAAGGAUGAACAAAACUUUGAUGGAGAGAGUUAGAUGUUUGCUUGCUAAAGCUAAAUUGCCUAGAACUUUUUGGGUAGAAGCUCUUAAUACAGUGGCGCAUGUUACUAAUUUGUCUCCCACUAUUGCUUUGGAUAAUGAUGUUCCUGAUAGAGUUUGGUGUGGUAAGGAUGUUUCUUAUGAUCACUUGCGGGUUUUUGGAUGUAAAGCAUUUGUGCAUGUCUCCAAGGACGAGAGGUCAAAGUUGGAUGCUAAAACCAGGCAGUGUAUCUUCAUUGGUUAUGGUCAAGAUGAAUUUUGCUACCGAUUGCCAGCUGUUGAGACUAUGGUGCCAAAUGCAGUUGAAAAUCAUUUUCAAAAUGAUAAAGUCCAAGAUGACAUCCAUGAUGGUCAUGUAGAUGCAAAUGAUCUUGCUGCUCCUUUAAAUGAAGUAGUAAAUGAUCAACAGGAUGUUCCUGUAGAGGUCCCAGUAGAUCCACUCAGAAGAUCUAGCAAGGAAAGGAGACCCUCAUUUCGUUAUCCUUCUAGUGAGUAUGUACUUUUCACUGACGGGGGAGAACCUGAAAGUUAUCAAGAAGCCAUGGAAAGGGAGCAGAAAAUGGAGUGGCUUGAAGCCAUGAAAGAUGAGAUGAAAUCUUUGCUUGAUAAUCAUACCUUUGAUUUGGUUAAGUUGCCAAAAGACAGGAAAGCUUUGAAGAAUCGGUGGGUUUAUAGGGUGAAACAUGAAGAUGGCACCUUGGUUCCACGAUACAAAGCUAGACUUGUUGUUAAGGGCUUUAGUCAAAGAAAGGGUGUUGAUUUUAGUGAGAUCUUUUCUCCGAUUGUUAGAAUGUCUUCAAUCAGAGUUGUGUUUGGUUUACCAACACGUGUUGAUUUGGAGGUUGAACAAAUGGAUGUGAAGACUACUUUUCUCCAUGGUGAUUUAGAUGAGGAGAUUUAUAUGGAGCAACCAGAAAGUUUUAAAGUCAAAGGCAAGGAGGAAUUUGUGUGCAGAUUGAAAAAGAGGAUCAAGAAGUUGAGGCAAGAAUUGAACAAGUCUUUUGCUAUGAAAGACUUAGGACCAGCAAAACAAAUUCUUGGCAUGAUGAUCAAUUGUGAUAGGGCAUUCAGGAAGUUGUGGUUAUCACAAGAUAAGUACAUCGCAAGAGUACUUCAAAGGUUUGAAAUGGACAACGCUAAGGUGGUUAGUACUCUUUUAGCUAUGCACUUCAAAUUGGGCAAGAAUUAGUGUCCUUCUAAUAAUGAUGAGAACGAAGAUGUGCAGAGGGUUCUUUAUGCAUUUGCAGUGGGUAGUUUAAUGUAUGCAAUGGUUUGUACAAGACCAGAUAUUGCUCAUGCAGUGGGUUUAGUUAGCUGUUUUCUUUCAAAUCCAGGGAGAGAACAUUGGAAUGCAGUGAAGUGGAUUAUGAGAUAUCUUCGGAGCACUUCUAGUUUGAGUCUUUGUUUUGGAAUAAGAGAGCCUAUUCUUG
Rubroshorea leprosula is the source of this 2252-nucleotide messenger RNA. The record is from the annotation of a GenBank genome assembly. Lineage: Eukaryota; Viridiplantae; Streptophyta; Magnoliopsida; Malvales; Dipterocarpaceae.